Molecule: messenger RNA, 778 nt
Organism: Gryllus bimaculatus (two-spotted cricket)
Lineage: Eukaryota; Metazoa; Arthropoda; Insecta; Orthoptera; Gryllidae
Source: the annotation of a GenBank genome assembly
AACGGCGUGCUGGAGGACGGCGACCUGCGCGACAUGGGGCUGGACAGCGAGCGCGAGCGCGCGGCCGUGCUGGAGGCGGCGCGCGGGCUGCCGCUGGCGGUCGCCGACGCUGCGGCGGCGGCGGACGCCGUGGAGGCGCAGCUGGCGGACGAGGCGGCGGCGCGCGCGGCGGCGCCGAGGCGGCGGCGGCGGCGGCGGCGCGUCCUCCUCCAGCAACGGCGAGGGCAGCACGCCACGCCCGGCGCCCCCGGGAGAGCCGGCGCCCGCCCCCGCGCGCCCGUGCCGCCCGGCGCCCGCCCGCCCCCGAGCGGCGCGAGGGCGCGGCGGUGGACGCGUGGCUGCACGCGCUGCGCCUCGACUGCUACGCCGACACCUUCCGCAAGCACCUCUACACCGACAUGGCGCGCGUGGAGCUGACGGCCGUGCUGGAGAUCGGGCGCGUGGGCCACCGGCGGCGCAUCCUGGCGUCCGUGGGGUCGACGGGCGGCGCGCCGCAGGGGCUGGCGGCGCUCUCCUCGGCGCACUAUCGCGGCGCCGCGCCCGACCUCGACGACCUCACGCACGACCUCAACCAGCUGUGUUUCAGAGGAAAUUCGUAUGUUUCAGCUGUUUGUAUUGACGUACAUGAAAAAAGUAUAAAGUAUCACAUAAUACGAUAUUUAUGCAAUUUGCGUAGAUUAAAACAAAAACAACAUCCAGCAGCUGAAGGAGGAGAUCCGCGAGAAGCUGCCGGCGCCGCCCGCGUCUUCGGGGGCGGGGAACACGGGCACGCUGCGGC